Messenger RNA from Oryza brachyantha (malo sina), 3603 nucleotides. RefSeq names its product serine/threonine-protein phosphatase 7 long form homolog. The record is from RefSeq and is a predicted model, not a curated record. The coding region runs from base 638 to 2920 and encodes 760 amino acids. NCBI's taxonomy places the organism in Eukaryota, Viridiplantae, Streptophyta, Magnoliopsida, Poales, Poaceae. Gene Ontology annotation, biological process: meristem development; meristem maintenance. The transcript has 4 exons.
GCCUCCUCCCGAGGAAAGCAGAUUCUAGGGUUUCGCUCCUCCUCCCCAAGGAAGCGAAGAUCCGCGGCUUCUCUCGUCUUCCGCCGCUGCCGCUGCCGCUGCCGCCGUCGCCCGCGCGGCGCAGGUACCAAAACUCACCUCCUCAAAUGUCGUGUAACUCUCUCGUGGAUUCUCACGCUCAGUCGGUGGGCUGGGCGGGGGCAAGCGCGCGGUGCGGCGCAGGCUGACUGGCUGCAGUGGUCGGAGCCAGCCGGGUGGCCGUAGAAGCGCGGCUGGCUGCCCGGGGAGGCGAGGCGUGCCUGCGCCUGGAGCUGCGGACGGCGAGGAGGCGCGUCGAGGCGGCCAGAUGCGGACGGUCGCUGGCGGGCCUGCUUGCUGUUCCCGUCGUGCCUACGAGCUGGUGUAUAGAACUGAGGAGCAGAGCAAGCGUGGCUGUGAUUGUUGAAUGUUGAUUCAUGGUUGGUGAUAUCUGAUUCCUGAUAGUGGAUAGGCAUCACAAAAGAGGAAGACAUCUAUGCCAAUGCAAAUUAAUAGCUCCAGUAGUAUGGUCAAUAAAAAUUGAUGAUAUACUGUUGUCUCGUUUCAACAAAGAAAUUGUUGCCAAAAUCUCCUUUUUCUUUAGGAACUGUAGAAGAUCAUGUCUUCAAAGAGAGGAGGUGGUGGCUUCCAUGGUCGUGGCCGUGGCCGUGGCCGUGGGAGAAGUGCUUCAGCAGAAAAUGACAUGGAUCAUCAUGAAACCUCCGUGCCUUCUUCCCCAAGCGCUACUUCUGAGGACAAUGUCGAGUUCACUUCCCAGCAAAGCCCACUACCUUGCAUUGUAAGCCCAGCUGAACAUGUAUCCAGCACAUUACUCAAUCCUAAGAUCAACCACCGUUCGGAUGCAAUUUUUGGUGAUCAGGCUGUGGAGCAGUUGAAGUUGCGUCAUCACAAACCUUUAAAGUUUCACGAGAGAUACCGUCCUUAUUUGAGGGAUGCUGGCUUGCUUGGGCUCUCACAAAUUUGCCAGAAGAUGCCUCAGUUGGACAAAGCAUUGAUCACUGCCCUUGUUGAGCGUUGGAGACCAGAAACUCAUAGUUUCCACUUGGCUUCUGGGGAGAUGGCGGUUACACUACAAGAUGUUGCAAUGCUGUUAGCUCUUCCUAUUGAUGGCCGUCCAGUUUGUUCUACCACUGAUCAUGAUUAUGGGCAGAUGGUCAUUGAUUGUCUAGGUCAUGAUCCAAGAGGACCAUCAAUGCCUGGUAAAUCUUUUCUGCACUACAAAUGGUUGAAGAAGCAUUUCUAUGAAUUACCAGAAGGGGCAGAUGAUCAGACUGUGGAAAGACAUGUUCGAGCAUAUAUCCUGAGCCUUUUAUGUGGGGUGCUAUUUCCAGAUGGAACAGGGCGGAUGAGUCUGAUAUAUCUUCCACUGAUUUCCGAUCUUGCUCGUGUUGGGACAUACAGCUGGGGAUCUGCAGUGUUGGCCUUCCUAUACCGAUCUCUUUGUUCUGUUGCUUCCUCCCACAAUAUCAAGAACAUUGGUGGUUCAUUGCUUCUCUUGCAGCUUUGGAGCUGGGAGCACUCCCAUGUUGGCAGACCUUUGGUUCGGUCUCCCUUAUGCCCGGAGAAAGGCAUCCCAGAGGACGUGCCUCCUGUUGGCUUUCGUUGGGUAGGUGCUCGCGCACAAAGUGAGAAUGCUACACGCUGCCUUAAGCAGUACAGGGAUGAGCUGAACCUGCAGCGAGCAGAUCAGGUGAAGUGGGAGCCUUACUUGCAUAUUGACUCCUCAAGCUUGCCACCACUUUGUACAAAAGAUGCAGACUUGUGGCUUACACAAGCUCCGCUAAUAAAUUUUCCAAUAGUUGAGAUGUAUUUGCCUGAGCGAGUGAUGCGGCAAUUUGGGCUUCGUCAAUCCAUUCCACCACCUUUUCGACCUACACUACAGGCGUUGCAUCGUAUUAGUCGACGUGGCAGAGAACGUGAGAACUGGGAAGAGACACACCAUGAGUACAUUCAGGAAUGGGAAGCCCGCCGACAGCGCAUAUUUCGAGAGUCAGGGCAUUAUGACCCAUCUUCUUAUGAGGAGUACCUGCAUUGGUAUUCAGGAGUUACAAGGCGCUAUCUUGUACCAUCAAUCAGCGAUGAUGUGGAAGCAGGACCUUCAUUGCAGCCUGAUGAUUCCAUUGAUAUGCAGUAUCAAGCCAAGGCUCCUAUGAUCCGCAAAGCAGUUGAUAAACUGCAUGGUAUGGUAAAGAAGGCCAAGAUAGCCAUGACAUCCACAGCCGAUACAAGCACACAAGCCUUGGUCUUUGAGUUUCUGCAUGGCUUUCAAGAUGUUCUCCAUGACCUUGGAGAGAUCAAGGAAAAUGGCGGUUCAGCUGCUAGUCCACAUGUUGAAUCAGCUGCCACUCAAGACAUGCCUCUACUUUUGAUAGAAGCCGAACAGAACAUUGUUGGUGGUGAUCAAGAAGCUCAACACCAGGAAGAGGAAGAGCUUCACAUGGUGGAUGAUGCAACAAUGUCGCUCGAGCCUAUGGAUGAGGAAAACAAUGGUUUCAACAAUGUCAUCUGCUCAUGCCCUUCACUGGAGUUAGAGGUUACACCAGGCAUUGAUGAAUGUGAUACGGCCACUCCCGUUCCAGACUCUGCCGUUCCACAUCAAAGCACUGAUGUUGAUCAAGAUGGAUAUCUGGAAAACCCAAAUGAAAUGGAUCAGAUUGUACUGAUGGUGGAACCUAUAUGUGCGAAUGACAAUGGUUCCAACAAUGUGCUCUCAUCUAGCCCGUCAGCUCAAGCGCUGGAGGAGAACUGUGAAGUAGUAAAGGCAACCAAUGAAAAUGUCAAUUCAGCCACCCAAGCUACUGACUCAUCUACUCCACAACAGGGCACAGAUGUCGAACUAGAGGCUGAACAGGAAAACCCAGGCACAAGAGAGGGCAACUAACUCUAAUGGUGUUCCUUCAUCCUGCCCCUCGUCUGCAAAGAAGACAUGCAACUUGAUUCCAGCCCCAUGGAGCAAUUUGUGUCACCUAUGUAGUGAUUAGAUGCCAUUCUUCAAAGGUUCAGCAUAUUGCUGAUGUUGCCUUGCUUGUUAUGUAGUCUGACCAUGAUUGGUUCCACUAUACAUUUUAGGUUUAAUCACUGGUGUGAUGUAGCUUACAUAUCUCAUGCUUCCCAAGGUCAUUAGGUCAUCAAUAUCCAAAGUCAGAGUUAAUCAGGUAGGGAAUUUGGGGUUUUGACCAUGCAUUCGGCUUCAAAUUGGAAUUUCAUGUUGCAAUGUGUUCCUUCUGUUCUUAUAAGACUGAGGCAGGUAAUGGUCAUCUUGCAGCAGGUCCACGCAUCGCGAAACUUGGUUGUAGUCCAUUGUGAUCUCAUGUUCGCAGCGAAGCCAGGAGCAAGCCAUUAGUGCAAAGUGUAGUAUAGUACUUAAAAAGGAUAAUUUGUUACAUGCAAAUUUGUUAGAAAGCUUAUGCAGAGUUCAACAAGAAAGAUUAGCCUCAUUUUGUGUUAUUUUCAACAGUUGACCAAACUGUGCUGGUUCAUUCAAUCUGCUUUUUAUUUAUCUAUAUGCAAUAAUUAUUGAUCUUCUAUGUACAAGACAAGAAUCAUGUAUAGUAAGUUUUUUUU